This is a messenger RNA of Closterium sp. NIES-65, 2745 nucleotides long. NCBI's taxonomy places the organism in Eukaryota, Viridiplantae, Streptophyta, Zygnematophyceae, Desmidiales, Closteriaceae. The record is from the annotation of a GenBank genome assembly.
AUGUUCGCGGUUUAUAUGUCGCAUUUCAUUUGGCCGCGUUUAACACUACAUUCCGUCCACCGUGUUUCCUUUCAGGAUAUUUCUUCCCGGAAGCCCCCUUGCGGUCCACUCGCAUGUGGGUUCGCGUUCGACAGAGUUCUCAACGACCUCGACGCGGUUGUUGGACACGACCCUGCUCCUCGCAUCGCCAAGCCAAUUGCCAGGACGCUGAACACAUUGCGGCAGGAUGCGAAACGCGCCGCCGAAGAGCUCGCGUUCAGAUCCCGGUGCGGCAUCGCGGACGGACAUGGGGGGGAUGCUCACGGCAAUGACCGUGAGAGGUCGCACCAACACCCCGCGGGAUCCCGCGUGUCCGGACGCGAUAACAUCGCUCUCAACACAGCUCUUGCACUCGCGAACACAGGGGAAGGGGACCAGGGGAAACCGGACAACAAGGAAGAGGGCUCGAGCUCUGACCGCGACGAGGACGCCCCUGUUAACGCGCCGCAGGGUGGAGAUGACAACAAUGAAGAGGAGGCAGACGAGGCAGAGGGUCAGGGUCGCGGUCAAAACAAGGCAGACGAGGCAGAGGGUCAGGGUCGCGGUCAAGAUGAAGAGGAUGCCGCGGAGGAUCACCAGCGCGGUGAUCUGGAGCUGGAGGGUUUGGAAGAAAUGGAGGAGGAAGAGGACGACGAAGAUGAUGAGGAAGAGGAGGAGGAGGUGGCGGAAAUCGCGGCCAACAAUUCCGGGCGGUCGGCGGUCGCGGUCGCGGGUGCAGGGAAGAGUAUUCGCGGUCUUCAGGCUGUGCUGUCCCCCCGCCAUGGCAGCGCGACCCCGUCGGGUGAGUUUGCGGGCAAGAGUCCGGUCUUGGGCAAGCGGAAACACUCGGAGAUGGUGAAGAUGGCUCCUGAGAAGCUGGCCGCGGAGAUCCUCCGUUUUAACGAGGAGCUGAAAAAUCAGACGCGCAAGCUGGAUGAGGUGGCGUCCGCGGUGCCCGGUGCUGAAUUUGCGGUGGUGAUCACGCAGAAGUACGAAGAACUCGAGGCCACGGUGGAGAAGGUGCUAACCCACGUGCAGAACACGGACCGGGGGGUGGUUGUGGACUCCGUGGAGAACGCCCACAAGAAGCUCACGGACGAGGUCGCACGGAAGAUAGACGGCGCGUCAUCCAACAUCGCGAGUAUUGCCGAGAAAGCGAUCACAACUAGUGGCGUCACGAACUCCCUCAACAUCAUCAUCGCGAUGCUUUCCGGGCGUGCAGCACCGCAACAAGUCCCCGAUGGACCGCGUGGGAAGGAGUUCGCGGAGAAGGAGGCAGGGAAGAUGGCCGCGGAGAAGGAGGCCGGGAAGAAGGCCACGGACAAGGAGACAGUGAAGAGGGUCGCGGACAAGGAGACAGGGAAGAGGGUCGCGGACAAGGAGGCAGGUAAGUGUGAGAGCAGCAGGGGUGGGAAGCGGCAGAAAGGGGUCGCGAUCCAUAGCGUCACCGACCUUCUGAAGUCCAAGGGUGGCGCGGUCGUCGAACGUGCUGCGGGGACCAACAGGGGGGCUGCUGCUGCUGCUGCUGGACCACCGCCUGCGACCUCGGGGGUGGAAGCUGGUAAAGGCAAGGCCAAGGUCGAGGACGCCCCGCCAAACACCACCUCCACCACCACCGCCAUCACCACCACGAUUGUGCCCGCGUCAAGCAACACCGCCGCGCUCGCGCCAGGACAGCCUGGACCCAGCUCUAUCGCCCCUGCCAUCCCCCCCUCUGCAGAUGUGAAGGCGAAGAAUCAGGGCCGCAGUGGUUGUAAGCCUCCUGCAGCCGCGUUGAAGUGUGAACGCAACGACGACGACGACUCGGACGCGGACGAUGAGGUUGAGCUUGUGAUGCAGAGGUUCUUGGGGCCAAGCGACACCAACGGAACAAGCGGCAAGCGCAAGGGCUGUGGUAUCCGCCCUCCGCCCAGGGGUGGGGAGGGGAUGGUGGGCGAACCGUGGCUGGGGGGGAGACGUCGCUGGCUCGGACAUCACUCUCUCCAAGAGGUGCAGUAUCUAACCGCGAUUGCGGUGAUGUGUUACGACAAGAAGAUAGACCCCGGGCUCAAGCUGACUGCGCAGCAGAAGAGUGAGUGGGCCGAGGAGAUCUCCGCGGCCGGGACAUUGUGCACCGGGCAAUUCGCCACCAUGCACCUCCGCAACCUUUGCGGCAAUGUUGACAGGUACCACCACAUGUUCAAGGCCUACCGCGACCUCACCCGCCGCGGGUCCCCGAUCCGCAACGCGAUAGCUUGGGCAGCCGCGGUGGGGAAGGAGGCUGCAGAUGAGGAGCCCGAUGUCACCGGCGCCCAAGCGGGCCUGUUCGCUGGUGCGCUCGCGUGCGCCAUCGCGAUGGUGUGGGAGACCAGCAACGGUCUCGAACUCGAGGCUAUCGCUGAUGCUGGAUACUCCGCGGCGCAGCUUGCUGGCACGCCAGAAGAAACGGCCCGCGGUUACGCCACGAUCGUGACCGCCGUUUUCAAGUGGGCCAGGAAGGAGAAUGCUCGCAAGCAAGCCCCUGAGGUCACACCGAAGCAGAUCGCGGAGAAGAUUGAGACCGCGGUCGUGAACCGUCUUGGUGCGCGACUUGGAGACCCCACUUUAGUCGCUAUGGUCGCGCACGAGGCAGUAGAUGUGCUGAUGACCUGGUGCGACUGCAAGAUCGUGGCCAAGGCGAUGGAGGCCAACGGGCUCUACCUCUCUUUGCCGGAGAAGCGGCUGUCCGCGAAGAAGAGGUCCGCGUAA